This is a messenger RNA of Myxocyprinus asiaticus (Chinese sucker), 2835 nucleotides long. Its product is annotated as tripartite motif-containing protein 54-like. NCBI's taxonomy places the organism in Eukaryota, Metazoa, Chordata, Actinopteri, Cypriniformes, Catostomidae. The coding region runs from base 621 to 1916 and encodes 431 amino acids. The record is from RefSeq and is a predicted model, not a curated record. The transcript is spliced from 9 exons. Gene Ontology annotation, molecular function: zinc ion binding.
AAGAAAAGCAGGGGCAAGACAAUUAAAUUUGAGUGGUAAUCAAUAUUAUACCACAAAUUCUGUCGAUUGAGCUUACCUUGUAUUGAAUGGAACAUUCCUUUAAGUCUGAUUAGUGAACUACUUUAUAUCCCUGCACACUCAUGAAUACAUGCUUUGCAUCUAAAGAUUUCACUGAAGUAAUUAUUUGCUCCAAUACUGUGGCUGAAUGAAGACUGUAGACAUGAAUUAUUGGAGUAAUUGGAGAUCAGCAUUCCACUGGCUGCCCAGUAUGGGUACAGCAGAUAAAGAGGGGGGGAGCCAGCAAGAAACCGAACACCUUCCGCCCUCUAGCACAUGCACACAUAUUUCCAGUUGCAAAGCAACACAGUUUCCAAGGCCCCAUUGCCCUGUUCAAGCACAGGGGCAGAACAAAUAUCCUCUAACUGUGCCUCGAGAGAGAUUGAAAAUUCACAUGUUAAAAGUAGGCAAAGAGAACAGCACAGACACAUGAAGACUGAGAACAUAGACAGAAUUCAUACAAACUCUAGUGUCAUUUCAGCUCAGUGUCAUUAACAGGGAGGUUUGCUGUACUAACUUUCUUAGUUUUCUAGUGAGUGUAGGGUCAGUGGGGGCACACGAUCAUGUCUCUUCCACUGGAUAUAUGCUCUAACAAUGGAGACACCUCGCUGGGCACUCUGGAGAAACAACUCAUCUGCCCCAUCUGUGAGGAGGUCUUCACGAAACCAGUUGUCAUUCUGCCCUGCCUGCACAACCUUUGCCGCAAGUGUGCAAAUGAACUGUACCAGCCAUCUCUCUUCCAGAUUGGAGUUGGAGGACGCUUUCGCUGCCCUACCUGUCGGCGUGAAGUUGCCUUGGACCGUCAUGGAGUUUAUGGACUGCAGCGCAAUUUACUUGUGGAGAACAUUAUUGAUGCUUACAAACAAGAUUCUGCAAGGCCCCCACCAAAGCCUCUUGCACAGCUUACCUGUGAGGAGCAUGAUGAUGAGAAGCUCAAUAUUUAUUGCAUCACAUGUCAGGUGCCCACCUGCUCGCUGUGUAAGGUGUUUGGGGCACACAAGUCCUGCCAAGUAACUCCCCUACCUGACAUCUACCAGCAGCAGAAGGCUGAACUCAGUGACAGAGUCGCUUCCUUGGUUUCCACAAAUGACCGUGUCCAAGCUUUUGUCAAUGAACUAGAGGCAAUGUGUAGGAAUAUAGAGGAGAAUAGCAGGAUCCAGAAGCAGAUUCUGUGUGAGAAGUUUGAUCGCAUGAGUGCCAUUCUGGAGGAACGUCGAAAGAUCAUGACCCAGCAAAUUACUUCUGAGCAGGAAGAAAAGACUGGCUGGGCCCAAUCUUUAGUGCAGUCCUAUAGUGGGCAUGUAGAAACAAACUCAAAGUUAGGACAGGCUGCCAUGAAUGCAAUGGAAGAGUCAGAGAUGGCUGCUUUUGUACAGACCUCAAAAGAUCUUAUUGAGAAGGUUGGUAAAGCAUCUAGUUGCUUCACUCUGGAGACCAUAGAGCCUGGCUUUGAGGAGAUGGAUCAUUACAAGGUGAAUUUUGAUGCAGAGGAAAGAGUGCUCUUCCAGCUGGAUUUCAUGAACAUUGAACAGGAAGUGGAGGACACACCUGAUGAGCCAGAGUCAGAACCGGAGCCUGAACCUGAGUUUGAACCUGAACCACUGUCUAACCCAGAACCUGACUCUGAACCAGAUCAGGAUCUCAAAUCAGAGGGCUCUGAGAUGAAGAGCCCCAUGCCAGAGACAAUGGAAGAUACUCUGGCACGAGCAAAGAGUUGUGCAGACAUCAGAACGGAGGCUGUAUGUGAGAAGAAUGGUUUAAGCACUCAGCAGACCGUCACCCUCCUCCUUUACUUCCUGUGCUUCCUGGUUAUCCUACAGCGAAUAUGGGGAAGCAUUCAGUGCAUUAUUUGUAUAUAGCGGAGAUGUUGAGGCACAGUCACCAGGUACCUGCAGCCUAAUAAUGCUGAACCAGUGUUAUUAGCAUCCAACUUUGUAUUUCUGUACUGAUUCUGCACUUUACCAAUCCAUCUUUCAUUUCCUUUAUUCCUUGAUAGUAACAUAUAGCUUCUGCAGAGCAUUUUGAGUGUAUGUGAAAUGCAGCAUUACUAAGGAUUCAUGUUGAAAUGGAUGACAAUUUAAAAUAGAUUGGAAUUGGUGACAUGUCUUUGUUUCAUGCAUGAGAAUCUAUCCCACGAAAGCUUGAAAAGAGCUUGAAAGAAAGAAAGAAUGGAAGAGAAAGAAAGAAAGAAAGAGAAAAAAGAAAGAAAGAAAGAAAGAAAGAUGUUUCACCCAUGUAAACCCCCCACACCAACAGAGAAGCAAAUUUGGCCAGAGCUCCAUUAUUAAGGUUUUAUUUAGGAAUGUCUCUGUCCUUAUAAUGAUGAGUCUACCAAAUUUCUGCAGACUGCCACACCUGUGAGCUCUGCACUGGAAGGACUGAGCCCUCCAGUGGUCACCAGUGAGCAGAUUCAUUUAAGCUUCUCCUUCUCCGGGCUCAAUGCUCUUGUCACAAAGAAGUGCUCAAAGUUCAAAGCUCUAUUAGCCAGAAUGGAGCACUGUGGACUAUCUUCUCGAUUUGGUUCUUGACGCUUCCCUGUGUUGCAGUAAUCUAUUAAAAUGAGAGGUUGUGCAAAUUGUUGUGGAAAUGCACUAAUGAAUAUGUCUACUAUUUUGAUAGCUAUAUAUGGCAGAAAUAGCUAUAUAAGGCAGAAGUAGGAUGGGUAGGAUGGUAGUAUGCCCUUCUGAACUCAUCCAUUGACUUGACACUUUCAGAUGUGGUUGUCAUUUAAGUGUAAUGAAAAUGUUUACAGUGUUGCAUUCAAUAAAAUGUUCUUCU